AUGGAACAAUACUUUAGUGUUGCGAAGAUUGGCGCGGCUGAACAAGUGGAUCUUACCGUGAUGUAUCUCACGGGUGAUGCGAAGCUUUGGUGGCGAACGAGAACCAAAGAGGACUUAAGUGCUGGACGUCCAAAGAUUGAGACGUGGGAUUGUCUCAAGCAAGAGCUGAAAGAGCAGUUCCUUCCGAACAACACGUCGUGGAUUGCGCGGGAGGAACUUAAAAGACUCAAACAUGACAGGUCAGUUCGUGAUUAUGUUAAGUCUUUCAGUUCUUUGAUUCUCAACAUCGAGAAUAUGUCCGAGGAGGACAGGCUAUUCAACUUCAUGUCCGGAUUGCAAACUUGGGCGCAAGCGGAACUAAGGCGACAGAAUGUAAAGGAUCUGUCCUCCGCUAUUGCUGCUGCGGACAGUUUGAUUGAUUUUAAAUCAACUACUAGAGAGGGCUAUACAUCAACCUCCUUCAAGUCUAAGGGAAGAAACAAGGAGGAAAGAACGAGGAAGAAGUUCGGUGGGGGUGCAUCGAGGGCUACUGCUGCGGAGAAGGGCAAGGCCAAGGAAUGUCCAAAGAGGGAGAAGUUGAAUGCUAUUCGGGCUGGGGAUAGCGAUGAGGGGGAAGGGGUAGUUACGCACGUCAAUCCUAUGCGUGUGAUAAACUGCCUGGUAGCUAAAUCAGGGGAUGAGGCUGCCGAAACCCGCCCUGUUGAUAAAGAUUUGGCGAGAAUUGAUGCACUGCGAAAAGGAAAGUCAAGGGCUACAGACAAUCUAAUGUAUGUGAAGAUUGUGAUAAAUGGCAAAGACGUGAAUGCUAUGCUGGAUUCAGGCGCAACCCACAUGUUUGUGGCAGAUCGGCUGGUGAAAGAACUUGGCCUGCGGCUGAGUGAUAGCCACACAUCCAUGAAGGCAGUAAACUCGAAGGCACAGAGGAUUGCUGGGAUGUCUUAUGAUGUGCCGAUAACGCUGGAUCAGUGGAGAGGUAAGCAUGAUGUGCUGGUCGUAAAUCUUGACGAUUAUGAUAUUAUUCUUGGCCUAGAUUUCUUACGAAAAGCCAAGGUUAUCUUGAUGCCUUAUCUCAAUGGAAUGAUGAUUGCAAGUGAGGGAUGCCCAUGUUUCGUCCCAUGUUGUAACGUCGCAGCUGCGGAUGUGGUGAAAAAGGGGAAGAGCUUGGUCUCUUUGGCAGAAGUCAUGGAAGCUAUUCGAGAACGGUUGACGCGUCUUGAGACUUUGAUAGGGUUGGAUGAAGAAGACGAAGAACGUUCUAUUAUGGAUCGCUUGAAGGAAGCUAUGAAAAGCGCUGAAAGGGCUGAGAGCCUGUAUAUAUCUCUUGCGGCAGAAUCAAGUGAAAGAUUGGCUGCUGCUGAAGAGACGAUUGCCAUUCUAAAGAGGGCAGUGACAAACGCUCCUAUUGGGGUAAGUAAUUCGAAACCUAAAGUGCCUGAACCAAAGUGUUUUGGUGGAGCAAGAAGUUCCAAAGAGCUGGAGAAUUUCUUGUGGGAUAUGGAACAAUACUUUAGUGUUGCGAAGAUUGGCGCGGCUGAACAAGUGGAUCUUACCGUGAUGUAUCUCACGGGUGAUGCGAAGCUUUGGUGGCGAACGAGAACCAAAGAGGACUUAAGUGCUGGACGUCCAAAGAUUGAGACGUGGGAUUGUCUCAAGCAAGAGCUGAAAGAGCAGUUCCUUCCGAACAACACGUCGUGGAUUGCGCGGGAGGAACUUAAAAGACUCAAACAUGACAGGUCAGUUCGUGAUUAUGUUAAGUCUUUCAGUUCUUUGAUUCUCAACAUCGAGAAUAUGUCCGAGGAGGACAGGCUAUUCAACUUCAUGUCCGGAUUGCAAACUUGGGCGCAAGCGGAACUAAGGCGACAGAAUGUAAAGGAUCUGUCCUCCGCUAUUGCUGCUGCGGACAGUUUGAUUGAUUUUAAAUCAACUACUAGAGAGGGCUAUACAUCAACCUCCUUCAAGUCUAAGGGAAGAAACAAGGAGGAAAGAACGAGGAAGAAGUUCGGUGGGGGUGCAUCGAGGGCUACUGCCGCGGAGAAGGGCAAGGCCAAGUUUAUGGGUGCACAAGGUAAGAGUACUAAACCGAACUUUACUUGCUUCAUUUGUGAUGGUCCUCACUUUGCGAGGGAAUGUCCAAAGAGGGAGAAGUUGAAUGCUAUUCGGGCUGGGGAUAGCGAUGAGGGGGAAGGGGUAGUUACGCACGUCAAUCCUAUGCGUGUGAUAAACUGCUUGGUAGCUAAAUCAGGGGAUGGGGCUGCCGAAACCCGCCCUGUUGAUAAAGACUUGGCGAGAAUUGAUGCACUGCGAAAAGGGAAGUCAGGGGCUACGGACAAUCUAAUGUAUGUGAAGAUUGUGAUAAAUGGCAAAGACGUGAAUGCUAUGCUGGAUUCAGGCGCAACCCACACGUUUGUGGCAGAUCGGCUGGUGAAAGAACUUGGCCUACGGCUGAGUGAUAGCCACACAUCCAUGAAGGCAGUAAACUCGAAGGCACAGAGGAUUGCUGGGAUGUCUUACGAUGUGCCGAUAACGCUGGAUCAGUGGAGAGGUAAGCAUGAUGUGCUGGUCGUAAAUCUUGACGAUUAUGAUAUUAUUCUUGGCCUAGAUUUCUUACGAAAAGCCAAGGUUGUCUUGAUGCCUUAUCUUAAUGGAAUGAUGAUUGCAAGUGAGGGAUGCCCAUGUUUCGUCCUAUGUUGUAACGUCGCAGCUGCGAAUGUGGUGAAAAAGGGGAAGAGCUUGGUCUCGGCCAUUGCUAUUGAUAAAGCAUUGCGGAAAGGAGGGGAAGUGUUUCUAGCAACAAUAGUUGACGAGAAGGCAGAUUAUUGUGGUGAGGUGCCGAAAGAAAUUGCUAACGUGCUGCAGCAAUUUGAAGAUGUGAUGCCGCCUCAGCUACCGAAGAAACUCCCGCCUAGGAGGGCCAUUGACCAUCGAAUUGAGCUGGUGCCAGGGGCAAAGCCACCAUCUCAAGCCCCUUAUCGAAUGUCACCUAGGGAAUUGGCAGAAUUGAGGAAACAAUUGGAAGAGCUGAUUGACUCAGGAUUUGUCCGGCCUUCCAAGGCUCCGUAUGGUGCUCCGGUUUUGUUUCAAAAGAAGGCGGAUGGAAGCCUUCGCAUGUGUGUGGACUACCGAGCACUCAACAAGGUAACAAUCAAAAACAAAUAUCCUGUUCCUUUAAUUCAGGAUUUGAUGGACAGAUUGUGUGGAGCCUCAAUCUUUACGAAAUUGGACUUGCGAUCGGGGUAUUGGCAAGUGCGGGUUGCUGAUGGUGAUGAGCAUAAAACUACUUGUGUGACAAGGUAUGGCUCCUAUGAGUUUCUAGUUAUGCCAUUUGGCCUAACAAAUGCUCCAGCAACAUUUUGUAAUCUAAUGAAUGACGUGUUAUAUGAUUUCUUAGACAAUUUUGUUGUAGUCUACUUAGAUGACAUUGUAAUCUAUAGUAGAGGCAUUGAAGAUCAUGUAACUCAUCUCUCUAAAGUCCUAAGUAGGUUGAGAGAAUAUGAAUUGUAUGUAAAGAGAGAAAAGUGUGAGUUUGCAAAAGCUGAAAUUAUGUUCCUAGGCCACUUGAUUGGGGAAGGACAAGUGAAGAUGGAUCCAAGGAAGAUUCAAGCCAUUGUUGAAUGGACAACACCAAAAUCUGUCCCGGAAUUGAGAUCAUUUUUGGGGUUUGCAAACUACUACAGACGAUUCAUUGAGGGUUAUAGCAAGAAGACAACUCCUCUCUCGGAUCUUCUCAAGAAGAGUCGGAGAUGGGAAUGGACGGUUGACUGUCAGCAAGUUUUUGAGAAGCUGAAGACAGCGGUAGCGUCAGCUCCAGUCUUGGGGCUGCCUGAUUUUGAGAAGCCAUUUGAAGUGCAUACGGAUGCUUCAGAUAGGGCUAUUGGUGGAGUGCUGGUGCAAGAUGGACAUCCGGUUGCUUUCGAGAGUCGGAAGCUAAAUGACGCGGAACGGAAUUACUCAACGCAUGAGAAAGAAAUGACGGCAGUAGUGCACUGCCUUGGCAUAUGGAGAGUAUAUCUGUUGGGGCCGAAAUUUGUUGUCAAGACUGACAAUGUUGCCAACACAUUCUUCUGGACGCAGAAGAAAUUGUCGCAGCGACAAGCUCGGUGGCAGGAAUUCUUGGCCGAAUAUGAUUUUGUAUGGAAACACAAACCAGGAAGCCACAAUCAGGUUGCGGAUGCACUUAGCAGACGCGAAGUAAUCGCUACUGUUCUUGCUAUUGUUCAGGUGGAGUCGGACAUGUUGUGCCGACUUCGUCAAGCUGCGGGGGAGGAUGCAGCGUACAAGAAAUUGGUUGAGCUUGUACAAGAUGGGACAAUACGGAGAUAUUGGUUGGAACAAGACCUACUCUAUGCAAAGGGGGGUCGAAUCUUCGUGCCGAAGGGAGAGCUGCGAAAACACUUAUUGAUGGAGACUCAUGAUCCGUAG
Populus nigra (black poplar) is the source of this 4419-nucleotide messenger RNA. RefSeq lists its product as uncharacterized. Gene Ontology annotation, molecular function: aspartic-type endopeptidase activity. Lineage: Eukaryota; Viridiplantae; Streptophyta; Magnoliopsida; Malpighiales; Salicaceae. The record is from RefSeq and is a predicted model, not a curated record. The transcript has 3 exons. The coding region runs from base 1 to 4419 and encodes 1472 amino acids. Gene Ontology annotation, biological process: proteolysis.